GGUGUUAAUUGGACCCUUUCAGGCGGAAGACCGUUCAAAUUGAAACACACUCCGCCGUCGGCGCGUCUCAGACAAUGGCCGAGUCUCGGAGAGUCCCGCUCACCACUCUGAGCUGUGGCGUCGGCUCAUUUGGUUCUGAAGCCCGGGGUUCCGUCCAGCGGGGUUCUCCCGUCGUUCCGCAGGACGCCGGAUCCGGCGCGGCCCCGCCAUCUGUCCCCGAGACAGUUCGGCUGGUCCUCAUUUUGUUUGAGCCCGGCAAGAGGAGCUUUCCGGAGUUUAACUACAGUGAGCUGAUUGAGAACGAGCAAACGAAUGACGUCCCACUGAGCCGACUGGAGCUGGAAGAACAACGAGAACAUGAAGAAGCUGCUACAGCAAAGUCAGAAGAAAAAUAUGAAGCCAAACAUAAGAAUAAAGAUCGCAUUGAGGAUCUGCUUGACAUUGGAUAUGGAUAUGAUGAUGAGGAUUCUUUCAUUGACAACUCGGAGGCAUACGACGAGUUUGUGCCGUCCACCCUUACCACUAAAUUUGGUGGAUUCUACGUGAAUUCAGGCAUUCUGCAUUUUCGUCAGGCCACUGGCACAGACGACUCAACAGACGAGGGAAUAUUUCAACCAUCUAAAGUAUGUGAUAAACGUAAAGUUGAUGGUGAGCAGAAUCCAAAGAAACGGGGUAAAGCACUCGGUGUGAUGAAGACAAACACAAAUUUAAGCACUAUGUCCAAACUGGGGGUGGAUGAAGGAAAACUGAAAAAGAAAAAGCCCAAGACGUUGAGCGUCACCAGCAUGCUGAAGAAGUUUCAGCGAGAGAAGGAAAGGGAGCGGCAAAAACGGGGGAAGGCACGCCAGACGACAGCUGCUGUAACAGAACCAGCGAUUGUGUCCUCCAUGUCCCCAGCAGAUGAAGCUGGAGCAGGCAGCUCCGGUCUAACGGACCCUCUCCUCAGUUUGAUCGGCUGCACCAACGAUCACGCUCUGAUCCAAGCGGCCAGCACUGUGGAUUUUGACAUAGAUUUGGACUCCUUGUUAGAGGUUAGCGAAGAGUCUCUGUCGCCAAAAUCUCUUCCCCAAACAGCUGCUGAAGCACAACUUAACGUCAAAUCAGAUGAUCAGAGCCAGCAGAACGUUCAGUCUGAAGGUGAAUCCCAAAUCUUAACCACAAAGACCAGCUUGCUCCCGGCCCCUCACUCAGAGGAACUUCAGUUCCAGGCUGAAGCCGGUCCUGUGGUUCUGACUCAGAGUGCACCGCUGCCUGAGGGACUUCCCCCAGAACUGGAGGACAGCAUUAGGAGCCUGGUGACGGCUGCCAAGACAUCUGAGGGAGAGUCAAAACUCAAGUUCUUCAGUCCAGAUAUCAACUCAAUUCUACUCAAUAUUGAGCUGCAGUGUCAGGAGCAGAGCAGCCAGCUUCGCUCCAAGGUCUACAAACACCUGUCCUCCUUCAUGCCCUGCAGUAAGGAUACUUUGCUGAAACGAGUCAAGAAACUGCUCAUCACACAUGAAGAGGAAACUCCUGGUGCAGAAGAUCAGCUGCAGCAACUUAAGGAGGCCAUUGAAAGAUCAAUGCCAGAGCAGGUGGCUUGCUUCCAGGAAAGUUAUCAAGCCUAUGAGCAAGCAAAGAUUUCAAAGGAAACGGAAGAGGACGGGGAGGUAGAAAAAAGUAUCAGAAAAGCUGUUCCAAAGAAGUUGUUCAAAUGGAAUCAGGAGAUCAGAGAUUGCUUGGGUCUCUUGUUGAAAGAGAAACUGGUGACAUGUCAAAAGGAGGGGAAAGAAGGGCAAGAGAUUGAAGAAUACAUGAAGACUAUGCUUGACAAUGAAGUCAAACCUCUUUGGCCUAAAGGAUGGAUGCAGUCCAGGGUCCUGAUGAGGGAGAGCAGGAAGCUGUUGGGCCUCUUUGCUUCACUCCAAGUAAACAAGGCCAAGAGCUGUCAAACUGAGAAGCGUCCAGACAGGUGCAGAACCACUCGGGAAACUGAAGAACUAAAGGUGGAGUCGGGCGUCUCGGUCUCCAUCUCUCCUCCAAAGGCAGACGAACCUCCAGAGACUCCUGGAUGUUCCCUCCUGGAUAUCCUCGCUGACCAGGCACUGGCUUGUGAGCAGCCCCUCACUCUGUCCAGGGACUGUUUGGCUGCAGCAGUCUUCAAGCCCAGGAGCAUUGGGGUGAAUGACAGAAGUCCUCCUCUUCCUCCUCCACCACCUCACUCAAGCCCAAUCAGUUUCCCUGAGAGUCAGGUUGUUUUGCCUCAGCUGGUUGGAGAUAUGAAAUCUCUUGGAGUCUCCAAACUUAGAAACGGACAGUAGAUUAACCUUCAUGUAAUUGCAUAUUUCCUGAACCGCUUGCUGAACUGGUUAUUCCUGAGGGUUUACAGUAGCUCGGUCAGUUCUGAUAGAUAUUGAAAGAUUACUGUUAAAUUUCUGGGCAGUACUAACUUGGACAUUGUGAGAAACAUGACUCGUCUUCAAUACUGUCUGAUUGUAAUUCACCUUAUUAAAACUAAAUAAAACUGCAAAUGAGAGAUAUGAAGGAUUUGGGAACUAAAACUUGUUGAUGAGCAACAUCAGAAUAUUGUUGAAUAGUCUGUGUACGCAUCGUUCCCUCACAUCUCGGUGUAAUCAUAAUGAGGUGGCAGGGGCACCAGGUUAGAGGUUUUACAAGGACCAUCAACCUUCGGUUAACUUUGGAGAAGAGAUGAUCAAACAUCAAUCAAUGAAGGGUUUUACUGGUGACUUUUCUGCCAUCUGUUCGCUGCAUUCUCGUUACACGUGUGCAAAACUUUCAGUAUUUUACUAAUGUCAGGCUUGUUUCCUUUUAAAGAAAUCUAUUCAAACCAUGCAGUGGCAUGGUUAAUGUAGUGUGAAUUGCUUUGUGGUCUUCUGGACUAGAUAAAGCCUCAUUACAAUACCAGCAAUUUACCACUAGAAAUGGAUUUAUAAGUGUCUUUACAAAGCAGCAUAUCAACUUUCUAAUCCGUUAAAUUGUAUGGAUGUUGGACUUGUUUUCAUCAAACAUCUAAGAUAUUUAACAUUGCCUUUUCUUUACACAUCUUCCAGUAUCGCAACGUGUGAGAGCCAAGAAUGAAUCCCUGUUGGAUUCGAUGCUUAACCAAUCGUGAAGUGAGGGAAAUUGUAAGUGAACAUGAUGCACCAGAAAGUC
This is a messenger RNA of Poeciliopsis prolifica (blackstripe livebearer), 3153 nucleotides long. RefSeq names its product ubinuclein 1 (gene ubn1). Bases 75 to 2300 code for a protein of 741 amino acids. NCBI's taxonomy places the organism in Eukaryota, Metazoa, Chordata, Actinopteri, Cyprinodontiformes, Poeciliidae. Gene Ontology annotation, cellular component: nucleus. The record is from RefSeq and is a predicted model, not a curated record. The transcript is spliced from 13 exons.